Molecule: messenger RNA, 369 nt
Organism: Acaulospora colombiana
Lineage: Eukaryota; Fungi; Glomeromycota; Glomeromycetes; Diversisporales; Acaulosporaceae
Source: the annotation of a GenBank genome assembly
AUGCAAGACAUUAACAAGAAGUCUCUCAUGUCAGAAAAUCCCUCGGUACAAAAGGAUAUUGGAACCGCUCAUCAUACUCAGCAAGAUAGGGAACAGGUGCAGCGGGUUUCUGUUCGACCCGUAGCUAUAGCGAUUCAAGGCUCAACUUUCUGCGAUCCCCCAGCUCAAAUCCGGCCAACCGAUUUUGACUGGCUACGCGGAUCUAUAAUGCACCCCCCGCAUAAUGAAAAAGAGAGUGCGGUCACUCAUGAUUCUUUGUUUCCCGAUUCUCGCACAAUUUACUGUAUCUGUCAAACCAUUUCCAACGUCAAUAAAGACAUUUCAGAACACCAUUCAUUUAUUCCCGUGCAGAAUUCUAAGUUUUACCUG